This is a messenger RNA of Hyla sarda, 457 nucleotides long. It is a transcript of the gene FMC1, whose product is annotated as formation of mitochondrial complex V assembly factor 1 homolog. Bases 30 to 365 code for a protein of 111 amino acids. The record is from RefSeq and is a predicted model, not a curated record. Gene Ontology annotation, cellular component: mitochondrion. The transcript has 2 exons. Lineage: Eukaryota; Metazoa; Chordata; Amphibia; Anura; Hylidae.
GUUCCAGGCUGUGCUGUGUGGAUGCAGACAUGGCCGCCCUAGGUCGUCCCUUACACACGUUCCGCAGCCUUCUGCGAGAACUGCGGCUGACGUACGGCGCGGAGCUUUACAGGAAGACGGCGGCCUGCGCUUUUAUUCGGGAACAAUUCAGAAGGAAUCAGGUAACCAGUGAAAAGCUGUGCUUAGCCCAACAGGAACUGCACUUCCAAGCCUCCACGUACUUGUGUCUUCUUCAAAGCGUCAGAAACCAUCUUAUCUUCCAUGAAGAAUAUCACGGCAAAGGGGAACGUUCUACUGAAGAAGCGGCUGCUCUUGUGGGUCUUAAGGUUCCACAGCAACCUGGAGGAAAGGGCUGGGAGAGGUGAACGGCUGUUAUCCAGGAACUGUCUCAAAUCCUAAAAUCUAGUCACAUUGUUAUUGUUGUUUUGAAUAAAAAUAUAUCUUGUUCACAUUUAAA